Messenger RNA from Mustela lutreola (European mink), 4474 nucleotides. RefSeq names its product solute carrier family 6 member 4 (gene SLC6A4). Lineage: Eukaryota; Metazoa; Chordata; Mammalia; Carnivora; Mustelidae. Bases 354 to 2246 code for a protein of 630 amino acids. Gene Ontology annotation, molecular function: serotonin:sodium:chloride symporter activity; serotonin binding. Gene Ontology annotation, cellular component: plasma membrane; neuron projection. The transcript has 14 exons. Gene Ontology annotation, biological process: serotonin uptake; sodium ion transmembrane transport. The record is from RefSeq and is a predicted model, not a curated record.
CAGAGCCGCGACCACGCGGGAAACGUAAAGUUUCUGCAGCUCAAAGUGACGCAAAAAUUCUUAAAGAGCUCUUUGGCGGCGGAUAUCUAGAGAUCAGACCAUGUGAGGGAACGGGAGAGUACAAAUACGGCCGCUCUGGCGCCCGCUCCCGCACAGGCAGCCGCGCCCCCGGUGCCUCGAGGGCGCGAGGGCCGCCCAGCCUCCGAGGGCCCUGGACCAGCCUCCCCACGGACUCCCGGCAGAGCUCUCAAUCCCGCUGAUAACAAAGCUCGGAGGAGAUCCCAGGAUCUAAGCCCUGAAUUCAGCUGGGGACUUCCGCAGAUGGGUGUCGUUAUCGUCCCCUAGCCAGCAGGAUGGAGACCACGCCCUUAAAUUCCCAGAAGGAGCUGCCCACGUGUAAGGAUAAAGACGAUUGUCAGGAAAAUGGGGUUCUACAGAAGGGGGUCCCCGUUCCUGAGGACAAGGUGGAGUCUGGCCACAUCUCCAAUGGGUACUCGGCGGUGCCGAGCCCUGGUGCCGCAGACGACACUCAGCACGCCCUUCCAGCUGCCACCACUGCCCUAGUCGCCGAGCCUCACCAAGGGGAGCGGGAGACCUGGGGCAAGAAGAUGGAUUUCCUCCUGUCGGUUAUUGGCUAUGCGGUGGACCUGGGCAACGUCUGGCGCUUUCCCUACAUCUGCUACCAGAAUGGAGGGGGGGCUUUCCUCCUGCCCUACACGAUCAUGGCCAUUUUCGGGGGGAUCCCACUGUUCUACAUGGAGCUUGCACUGGGCCAGUACCACCGAAACGGAUGCAUUUCCAUAUGGAGGAAAAUCUGCCCAAUUUUCAAAGGGAUCGGCUACGCCAUCUGCAUCAUCGCCUUCUACAUCGCCUCCUACUACAACACCAUCAUGGCCUGGGCGCUCUACUACCUCAUCUCCUCCUUCACCGACCAGCUGCCCUGGACCAGCUGCACCAACUCCUGGAACACCGGCAACUGCACCAACUAUUUCUCGGGGAACAACGUCACCUGGACGUUGCACUCGACGUCCCCCGCUGAAGAAUUUUACACGCGCCAUGUCCUGCAGAUCCAUCGGUCUAAGGGACUUCAGGACCUGGGGGGCAUCAGCUGGCAGCUCACCCUCUGCAUCAUGGGCAUCUUUGCUGUUAUCUACUUCAGCAUCUGGAAAGGUGUCAAAAUGUCUGGCAAGGUGGUAUGGGUGACAGCCACCUUCCCUUAUAUCAUCCUUUCUGUCCUGCUGGUAAGGGGGGCCACCCUCCCCGGAGCCUGGAGGGGUGUUCUCUUCUACUUGAAACCCAACUGGCAGAAACUGCUGGAGACGGGGGUGUGGGUCGAUGCUGCCGCUCAGAUCUUCUUCUCUCUUGGUCCUGGCUUUGGGGUCCUGUUGGCUUUCGCUAGCUACAACAAGUUCAACAACAACUGUUACCAAGACGCCCUGGUGACCAGCGUGGUGAACUGCAUGACGAGCUUUGUUUCGGGAUUUGUCAUCUUCACGGUGCUCGGGUAUAUGGCCGAGAUGCGGAAUGAGGAUGUGUCCGAGGUGGCCAAAGAUGCAGGCCCCAGCCUCCUCUUCAUCACGUAUGCAGAAGCCAUAGCCAACAUGCCAGCAUCCACUUUCUUUGCCAUCAUCUUCUUCCUGAUGUUAAUCACGCUGGGCCUGGACAGCACCUUUGCAGGCUUGGAGGGGGUGAUCACAGCUGUGCUUGACGAGUUUCCGCACAUCUGGGCCAAGCGCCGGGAGUGGUUUGUGCUUGGUGUCGUCAUUACGUGCUUCUUUGGCUCCCUGGCCACCCUGACUUUCGGAGGGGCCUACGUGGUGAAGCUGCUAGAGGAGUACGCCACGGGCCCUGCGGUGCUCACCGUUGUCCUCAUAGAGGCUGUGGCUGUGUACUGGUUUUAUGGCAUCACUCAGUUCUGCAGUGACGUGAAGGAAAUGCUCGGCUUCAGCCCUGGGUGGUUUUGGAGGAUCUGCUGGGUCGCCAUCAGCCCUCUCUUUCUCCUGUUCAUCAUCUGCAGUUUUUUGAUGAGCCCGCCCCAGCUCCGACUUUUCCAGUAUAACUACCCUCAGUGGAGUAUCAUCCUGGGUUACUGCAUAGGGACCUCGUCUUUCAUCUGCAUCCCCACAUACAUAGCGUACCGGCUGAUCGUCACUCCAGGGACAUUUAAAGAGCGUAUUAUUAAAGGUAUCACUCCAGAAACAGCGACAGAAAUUCCCUAUGGGGACAUCCACUUGAAUGCCAUAUAACAUGCUUCAGUGAGAGGAAAAUGGCUUCCCAACAACCUCUUCCUCUGGUUCUGACAAGUCAUGCCUCGCCUUCUCCCCUCUCAGUGAACGAGUUUCCAGCUACACCUGACAAUGGAAGGAAGGGCCUUCUUCAUGGAGAGACUGUCCCAAAAGACUAUGGUGCCCAGACUCUUAUGGCCUCCAAAUACUUGUUUCUGGGAAAUCUCCUGGACAUAUCACCGUGUUAGCUCUAUGACCAGCUAAACUGGACUAUUUUGGAUGUGUGAGGGUGUGUAUGGAGGUGAUGAGAGCCACCAUCUCAUCAGUUAGGAUUAGGUUUAGAAUCAAGUUUGUACAAGUCUCCUGCAUCGUUUCUUGUUAUGAUCAUUGGUAUCUGACAUCCACUUGCUUCUAAAGAUUUCACUGUUGAUGAGUGCAUAAACCACGUAGGAGAAAACAGGGAUACUGUUUUGUUAGCCAUAUAUUUUCCGAGUAGCAUAGAAUUCUAUAGCUGGAAUCUUCUAGAACCCUGUAACCUGUGUGCCUUUGUGGAGUCAGGAGAGGAAGAUGUAGAAACUAAAUGGAAAAAUAAUGUAUUCAUGUGAGCAUGUGUGUCUGUGUAUACUGUUGUCUCGGUGUAUCCUUCUCUCUAUUCCAAUACUUUGGGCCCAUUACAAACUAUAUGAAUUUCCUCUAAUUUUUCUUACAUUAACAAUUCCACCUACUCAAAUGUGUGUGUAUGUUAUUAUAAGGGUAUCAUUGCCACCUCUGCCUUUUCCAGUGACACACUUCAGCGCGCACCUUCCUUUCUGGGCCCGUGUUCAGCGUUUGCUGCACUUCAUUGUCAUCUUCCUGUCCCUGCCAGCGAAACAUGCAGGAUAAUGUUCCACAGGCAAAUCCGGCCCAUUUCAUUAGUGACUGUGGCUUGGCCAUAAACCGCUUUGAAGGUGAUACUGACAAAUGCUUCGGUGUUCAGGUGACCAUCUCGUUUAAGCUGUUUCAGAUGACCUGGUUUGACUGCUCAGGUUACUUUGAUUUGUGAAGAGAGGAUUAAAUCCAAUUCUUGCUUACAGGGUAUAAAGGUCUGGUACCCUGACCUUAACCGAGGUUGCCCUCAAUCCAGAAGUAAUUGGAGACUCUGGAUUAGCCUUAAAUGGAAUUCCCCCAACCCUUCCUGGUUGACUACCAGGAUUGUGAGCUCUCCAGAUAAUACUCAAGAUUGAGGCUAAAAUAAGUAAGGCUAAUUGGAAAAGGGUCAGUUAAAUGAAUAACCUUGCAUUUCACAUAAAACAUUGAAUACGGAUCAAGUAAAUUUGACCCCGGGUGGAUUUUGGCUUUCAGAUGCGUAAGUAAAGAAGUAAAUUUACCUUGUAAUGUAAGAUUUCCUCACCAGAAUCUUAAAGGGAAUAAACAUAGUCAAUGAUAAAAGGACUCAAUCAUCUCGCUGCACAUCAUUUCAGUCCUCUAUAUAUAUAGCAUUUAAUUCUAACAGCCUUAUAGAAAGAAGACCCAUCUAGCAGAGACUUGGUUUUAUCCAAUUAUAGAUCUCCUCUCUUGGCUCCUUUCCGCCCCCCCCAGUCUCUGCCCCAGCCGUCUUCUUGUAUUCUCCCUACAUCCUUCUAUUUCUGAUUCUUUGCUUCUCCCAGCAGGAUAUUUUCCUUAUAGAAGUGAGCUGCUGAGAAGUUUCCCAAAAUAUUAGAGGAAAAGAGUAGAGGGAUUAAAAAGUCCCUCACUGACCUACCUUCAUUAUCUUUCCUCUUUCAUUCCUUCAUGCUCCUUAUUUCCAUUCUCUUCGCUUUCUAGCACGCUGAAGGGAGAGGGGUUGUUUAAGGGGCAGCGUAAGUCAGUGGUAACUAGCUUUGCAAAUUUAAAGAACUACUUUAUGAAGAUAUUCAGAUACGGAUUCUUUCUGUCCCACACACACUUAUGCAUGUUCCAAAGACAUCAUUUUUUUAAAAAAGCACUUUUUCAAACAGAAUUAGAGUUCUGCCACGCCAGGUGUCGAAGGGAUUAUAUAGGUGUUUUGAAAAGUUUUCAGACUUCACUGGACUUAAAUAAUGAAAUCUCUGUUCUGCACAGUUUUCAUUUACUUGAUCCCUAUUUAUCAGUACUACUACGGAUUUUUUUUUUUUAAAGGAAAACUUAGAAGUAGGUAGAUGGACUUUAAAACAAUCUUUUAAAGACCUUUUACAUCUAAUGUAGUAUUUACAUAAAAGUAAAAAAUAAAAUGGAAUUGAAUUGUAAAGUUA